Messenger RNA from Myripristis murdjan (pinecone soldierfish), 1587 nucleotides. RefSeq names its product transmembrane protein 101 (gene tmem101). Lineage: Eukaryota; Metazoa; Chordata; Actinopteri; Holocentriformes; Holocentridae. The record is from RefSeq and is a predicted model, not a curated record. The transcript is spliced from 4 exons. Gene Ontology annotation, biological process: positive regulation of canonical NF-kappaB signal transduction. The coding region runs from base 44 to 811 and encodes 255 amino acids.
CAUCGCAGUGCCGUUGGCGGAGCGACACACAACCAGGACAACCAUGACAGCGCCGACAAGGAAACAAGUGCUACGGCUAAUUUGUCAGUUCGGGGCUUUUAUUCUGACCCGAUUUGGAUUUUGGAAUUGCUUUAGCAUGCUGAUGCUGUUCGCCGAGCGAGCCGACGCCAAAAGAAAGCCAGACAUCCAGGUGCCUUACCUGUAUGUGGACAUGGGGGCCGCGGUGCUGUGUGCCAGCUUCAUGUCCUUUGGGGUGAAGAGGAGGUGGUUUGCCAUGGCUGCUGCUUUGCAGCUGGCCAUCAGCACUUAUGCAUCUUACGUUGGUGAACAGGUGCAUUAUGGUGAUUGGCUGAAGGUACGAAUGUAUUCCAGAGCGCUGGCCAUUAUAGGAGGCUUUCUGGUCCUAGCCAGCGGGGCAGGGGAGGUGUACAGACAGAAACCUCGCACCAGAUCUCUGCAGUCUACUGGACAAGUUUUUCUCGGGGUCUAUCUAAUCUGCAUGGUGUACUCCCUCCAGCACAGCAAGGAGGACAGGCUGGCGUAUCUGAACCACAUCCCCGGGGCAGAGAUCACUUUGAUGCUGCUCGUCGUGCUGUUUGGGGUUUUGGCCCUGGCUUUCCUCUCCGGCUGCUACAUCCGCCUGGCCGCCCAGAUCCUGGCCACCGUCCUGCCACUGGUGGUCCUCUUCAUCGACGGCAACCUAGGCUACUGGCACAAUACUCGCAGGGUGGAGUUCUGGAACCAGAUGAAACUGAUCGGGCACAACGUGGGCAUCUUCGGCGCCGUGCUGAUCCUCGCCACCGACGGCUGAGCGCUCAAGCUCCCACGGACAGCUUGACAGACUGAGGUGUCGGUGCUGGAUGACGAUCGUAGGCCUGAUUUUGGACUCAAGCCACCAUCGCUCAGUGGCCUCUCAGGACUCAAACAAUCCACGUGAGAUGGUUAGACACUUGCACAAUGUAAGCCAUGUUGACUGUCACUGUUUACCUGCAGUCAGCUUCUUUUUUUUUUCUUGCAAGAAAAUAAACAUGAGCUUCCUUUUUGCAGUUCCAAUAAUUUAUUUAGAUUCAUGUUUACAUUUUGUCUCUGUUGUAUUGUUAUGCUCUGAAACCUGACACUGAGUAUUGGUAAAACGUCUACAGGGAAAGCUAUCUUGGAUUCGAAAAAAGUUAACGGUCAUAUUGCGGUUUUACACUAAAUGGGUAAAUAUUUUAUUAUGUAUGAUGGAAGAAAUAAAGGGAAACUUGAAGUUUAACUUAUCUGGUAUUGCCUAUGUCUGAAACAGGAGGGCUACAAUUAUGACCAUUUUGUAUUAUACACUUUUUUGUAUGUUGUUUUGCAUUUGUUUGAACUGUGCAUUCCUAUGAAUGUAGGUCGCCAUGUUACUUCAUAAUAAGCCCUGGUUUUGUAUCUGCUGUGUACAUACUGUUCACAUUUUUUAUGAAACUCUGUUCAGUUCCCAGAAAAGUGAGCAAAAUGAAGAUUAUCAUCCAUGUUUGCAAAAAUAUGUUAAACAUGUAAAUCAAACUACUUAAUUCCACUGACAAGUGCACAAAAUGCUGUUUAAAUAAAUCUGAUUUAAUUAGA